Messenger RNA from Morus notabilis, 704 nucleotides. Its product is annotated as beta-glucosidase 18-like. The transcript is spliced from 6 exons. Gene Ontology annotation, biological process: carbohydrate metabolic process. Gene Ontology annotation, molecular function: beta-glucosidase activity. Bases 1 to 663 code for a protein of 220 amino acids. NCBI's taxonomy places the organism in Eukaryota, Viridiplantae, Streptophyta, Magnoliopsida, Rosales, Moraceae. The record is from RefSeq and is a predicted model, not a curated record.
AUGAAAGCCAGAAAUAAAGCAGAGAUCUUUUUCUUCUCCUCCUUUUUUCUCCUUCUGGUCAGUACUCUUCCUUUAGCCCAGUCUUUCACAGAAAAUGAAGAAAUCCAUAGAAAUCAAUUCCCUGAUGGCUUCUUCUUUGGAACAGCUACUUCAGCAUAUCAGAUCGAAGGUGCAUAUCUUGAAGAUGGUAAGAGUCUUUCCAGCUGGGAUGUCUUCAGUCAUAUUCCAGGAAAUAUUAUGAAUAAUGACAAUGGAGAUAUUGCAGAUGACCACUACCAUCGCUUUCUGGAAGACAUUGAGUUGAUGCAUUCUCUUGGAGUAAAUGCAUAUCGUUUCUCAAUUUCAUGGACAAGAAUCCUGCCGGGAGGGAAAUUUGGCGAUGUUAACUCAAAAGGGAUAAUGUUUUACAACAAAAUUAUAGACAAUUUGAUGUUCAGAGGAAUUGAACCAUUUGUGUCAAUGUACCAUUUUGAUCUGCCACAGAUACUAGAGGAUCGAUACGGAGGAUGGCUAAAUCCUUUGAUACAGUUAAUUAUUUCUUUAUUCCCAUACUCAUCCGUUGCAGUAAUUAGCAUUGAAAUCCCUAGUAGUUUUUUCAAGAAUCAGAAUCUUUUUCGUCCAGAAAUUAUCAUCGAAUUCCUGUCCUUGUUCAUGACCACGUAGAGCAGAUUAUUGCCUGUAGUGUGUGUGUAUAUAUAUAUAUC